AUGGCUGCUGCUGCUUUGGAUAAGAGCGUACCAGAGAAGUUGCCCCAACCAUUGGAUGCUACUGCAGAGCAACCACCGCUCCUUGAUGGGACUACCAAGUUGUAUACAUGUUAUACGUGUCCAUUUGCCCAGAGAGUUUGGAUCACCAGAAAUUUCAAGGGAUUGCAAGAUGAGAUUAAACUAGUUCCUCUAAUCCUUCAAAAUAGGCCUGCUUGGUAUGCAGAGAAAGUUUACCCUCCGAAUAAGGUACCAUCAUUGGAACACAAUGGCAAAAUUAUUGGGGAGAGUCUUGAUUUGAUUAAAUAUUUAGAAAGCAACUUUCAAGGACCUUCUCUUCUCCCCAAGGAUCCUGCUAAGAAAGAGUUCGCUGAAGAGUUGUUCUCCUACACUGAUAAAUUCAAUGGUACAGUGUUUACUGCAUUCAAGGGAGACGUGGCAAAGCAAGCGGGUCCUGCUUUUGAUCACCUGGAAAAUGCUCUGCAUAAAUUUGAUGAUGGGCCAUUCUUCCUUGGUCAAGAAUUCAGUUUGGUGGAUAUAGCCUAUAUCCCAUUUGUUGAAAGAUUCUAUAUCUUCUUGUCAGAAGUGUUUAAGUAUGAUGUUACUGCCGGCAGACCAAAACUGGCAGCUUGGAUUGAGGCGGUGAACAAGAUUGAGGCUUACAAGCAGACAAAACCAGAUCCGAAAGAGCUGGUUGAAUUUUACAAGAAACGCUUUUUGGCAUAG
Messenger RNA from Dovyalis caffra, 723 nucleotides. The record is from the annotation of a GenBank genome assembly. Lineage: Eukaryota; Viridiplantae; Streptophyta; Magnoliopsida; Malpighiales; Salicaceae.